Molecule: messenger RNA, 3759 nt
Organism: Xenopus laevis (African clawed frog)
Lineage: Eukaryota; Metazoa; Chordata; Amphibia; Anura; Pipidae
Gene: trpc6.S
Product: short transient receptor potential channel 6
Exons: 12
Coding region: 169-2868 (899 amino acids)
Source: RefSeq, a predicted model, not a curated record
ACAAGCGCUUCAUCCUUCUCUGCUCCUUUGCGCUGCGCCUCAGUAGCUCCUGCCCUUCUCCGCUGAUGGAACCUGCUGAACCCGGCCGCACCUGAGACAUCGCGGACAGUCCCUGUGAGAGGCGCAGCUCGUUCCUUGCCCUUCAGUAGCGCCGGGAGAUCAUUGAGGAUGAGCCAGUGUGAGCGCGAUGUGUCCCGCAACAAUAACUGUCCCAGCGCAGCGCAGCGCAAUGAGAGUCAGGACUAUCUGCUCAUGGGCACAGAGGAGGGGCUGUCUGACAACUCCCUGCAUCACUAUGGUUACUACCCCAUGCAGAGCACUGACAGCAGACUAUCUCACCGUCGGCAAACAAUACUCAGAGAAAAGGGUCGGAGGCAAGCUAACCGAGGACCAGCGUAUAUGUUUAGUGAUCGCUCAGCAAGCCUUUCUGCAGAAGAGGAACGUUUUUUAGAUGCUGCAGAAUAUGGGAAUAUCCCCGUAGUACGUAAAAUGAUGGAGGAAUGUGGGUCCUUAAAUGUGAACUGUGUGGAUUAUAUGGGACAGAAUGCUUUGCAGUUAGCGGUAGCUAAUGAACACUUGGAAAUUACAGAACUUCUACUGAAAAAGGAGAACUUGGCCCGAGUUGGAGAUGCUCUGUUGCUGGCAAUCAGUAAAGGGUAUGUACGGAUAGUUGAAGCAAUACUAAGCCACCCGUCAUUUUCUGAAGGAAAAAGGCUCACGACGAGCCCUAGUCAGUCUGAGUUCCAGCAUGAUGACUUCUACGCCUACGACGAGGAUGGUACAAGGUUCUCACAGGAUAUUACCCCUAUCAUUCUGGCCGCCCAUUGUCAGGAAUAUGAAAUAGUCCACACACUCCUGAGAAAGGGGGCCCGGAUUGAAAGGCCCCAUGACUAUUUCUGCAAAUGUACAGAAUGCAGUGAAAAGCAAAAACACGACUCCUUCAGUCACUCUCGGUCUAGAAUCAAUGCUUACAAAGGGCUUGCAAGUCCUGCAUACCUUUCCCUUUCCAGCGAAGAUCCGGUAAUGACAGCUCUGCAACUUAGUAACGAGUUGGCUGUUCUAGCAAAUAUUGAAAAAGAAUUUAAGAAUGACUACAAAAAAUUGUCUAUGCAAUGCAAGGACUUUGUUGUUGGGCUUCUCGAUUUGUGCAGAAAUACAGAGGAGGUGGAAGCCAUUUUGAAUGGUGAUGUGGAUACAAACAACGGCAACGUGGAAUCAGAGGGCCGGCCCAGCUUGUGUCGCUUAAAACUUGCUAUUAAGUAUGAGCUCAAGAAGUUUGUCGCUCAUCCAAACUGUCAGCAGCAGCUCCUUUCAAUCUGGUAUGAGAAUCUAUCGGGGUUACGCCAGCAGACCACCGCUGUAAAAUUCCUGGUUGUUUUAGCUGUCGCAAUGGGAUUGCCGUUUCUGGCAAUGGUUUAUUGGAUUGCACCGUGUAGUAAGCUUGGUAAGAUAAUGCGUGGCCCUUUUAUGAAGUUUGUGGCGCAUGCGGCUUCGUUCACCAUCUUCCUGGGACUGCUAGUGAUGAAUGCCGCCGACAGGUUUGAAGGCACCAAGAUCCUUCCGAAUGAGAGCCUCACGGAUAACGCCAAGCAGCUCUUUAGGAUGAAAACAUCUUGUUUCUCCUGGAUGGAAUUGCUCAUUAUUUCCUGGGUAAUAGGCAUGAUAUGGUCCGAAUGCAAAGAGAUCUGGUCGCAGGGGCCCCGUGAAUAUAUAUUUGAGCUGUGGAAUAUUCUCGACUUUGGAAUGUUAGCCAUCUUCGCCGCGUCGUUUAUUGCCAGGUUUAUGGCUUUUUGGCAUGCGUCCCGGGCGCAGAACUAUGUUGACGACGAUGAGAGCAUCAAGGAUGUGUCGAGCGCAACGCUGCCUCCCGAAAUAAAGUACUACACUCUAGCCAGAAUCAAAUGGCUGCCAUCAGAUCCUCAGCUCAUAUCCGAAGGUCUCUAUGCAAUUGCUGUCGUUUUAAGUUUCUCCAGAAUCGCCUAUAUUUUACCAGCUAAUGAAAGCUUCGGACCUCUGCAGAUAUCACUGGGUCGGACUGUUAAAGAUAUAUUCAAAUUUAUGGUGAUUUUCAUCAUGGUGUUUGUAGCCUUUAUGAUCGGAAUGUUUAACCUAUACUCCUAUUAUCUUGGAGCCAAGCAAAAUGACGCCUUUACAACAGUUGAAGAAAGUUUUAAGACAUUGUUCUGGGCUAUUUUUGGACUUUCCGAAGUGAAAUCAGUGGUCAUCAACUAUGGGCACAAAUUCAUUGAGAAUAUUGGCUAUGUGCUGUACGGGGUGUACAACGUUACCAUGGUCAUCGUAUUGCUCAACAUGCUCAUUGCCAUGAUCAACAAUUCAUUCCAGGAAAUUGAGGAUGAUGCAGAUGUGGAGUGGAAAUUUGCUAGAGCCAAGCUCUGGUUCUCUUACUUUGAGGAGGGGAGGACACUCCCAGUACCAUUCAAUUUGGUUCCAAGUCCCAAAUCUUUUGUUUGUAUUGCACUAAAAGUAAAAGCUUUCCUCAACAAAAGGUUCCCGUGCAACAGUAAAGGCUUGCAGGAAGACUCCGAAAUGAACAAGCUGGGUCACAGCAAACAUUCCAGCAUUCGAAGCUCGGAAGACGGCAAUCUGAAUCACAUUAGCCACACGCCCACCAGAUAUCAAAAAAUUAUGAAACGCCUUAUCAAGAGAUACGUCCUGAAAGCUCAGAUUGACAAGGAGAACGAUGAAGUGAAUGAAGGGGAAUUAAAGGAGAUCAAGCAGGACAUUUCCAGCCUGCGCUACGAGCUUCUCGAAGAAAAGUCCCACAACACGGAAGACUUGGCCGAGCUCAUUAGAAAACUCGGGGAGAGACUGGAAAUAGAGCCUGAAGAAGAACAGAACAAGGGAUGAUGGACGUGGUCACUACAAAAAAACAAAAAACCUUCACCAACUGUGUGUAAUCAGCAUUUCACAUCCCAUCAUUAUUAUCAUUAUAAUUACUUCCAAACAGCAGCAUUUAUCUGAAAUAUCAAGGGUCAUAGAUAAACUGUGGAUUUACUUCUUCAUUACCAAAGACUGAAGCUCAGCCACUCAUAUUAUGUAUUUGAUUUAUUGCAUAUUAUUAUUGAAAUGAUAACAUUCAUCGGGUUCAAUUGGGAACAAUGUAUUUAAAGAAGAAAACCCUACAAACACAAAUAGUGGGUGUGUGAGGGAACCUCGCCCGAUCUUAUGGAAUGUAGCGUAGGGUCCUCAACCAAAGAUAAUGGGGCAAUAGCAUUUGAUCCCAAAGCUUCAGUUUGGCCUACCAGGUAAAUAAAUGGAGAGCACAAGACUAGUGCGGGGCACAGGCUUCUACAGGGUCACAGGGACAAAACAUAUUCUAAAAUGCAUCUGGCCUGGGGGUCAAUUCUCUUAUGUUUAUGUUCCAAAAAAGGAUCACUGGGAACAUGGAAACUCCACAGGCACAAACACGGCUCUGCUUGCUUAGCUCAACCAGGCUAUCAUCUAUUUAAGACCAAUCCCCGAUUGCCCUAAACAUUUUGAUUCCAUUCAAAGCUGCCUCCCGGCCUUUGCUUUCUUUCGUAACUUUCAGAGAUUUAGACUGACUGCACUAGAGAUAUUUUCUGAAGUUUUUUCACCCUGACGGAAGCAGCGACGAAAGCGAUUCCGUCAUUUGUUUCCUAUGAAUCUUUAAGAGGGAAGCAGUUAAGAAUGGACUUACUGCCAAUUCAACUUUAAAUUCAGGAUUGGGGUUCAAAAACCACAAUUGAAAGAAAACUAUAUUCACAAGCCUUCUGUCUA